Phytophthora infestans T30-4 is the source of this 306-nucleotide messenger RNA. RefSeq lists its product as uncharacterized. Bases 1 to 306 code for a protein of 101 amino acids. Lineage: Eukaryota; Oomycota; Peronosporomycetes; Peronosporales; Peronosporaceae. The record is from RefSeq and is a predicted model, not a curated record. The transcript has a single exon.
AUGACUCGGGUCCUUCAUGAACUGGGCUUCCAUCAUUUAAAAGGUGAUAAACGGCACAUUUACGCCGAAACGACCGGUAAUGUUGCAUUCCGGCGUAGUUACUUAGAGAAUAAGGUAGCUAAUCGAGUUGCUGUGCGUGGUCCAAUGCGAGGAACUAAGCGAAGCGCCCGCCUCGGAGUCGUCAGAGCAGAAGUCUACCUGGACGAAUCUUACUGCAACGUCAACCACGUCACAGGCAAGACAUGGUUGGCAGGCAAGACAUGGUUGACUGCAGAUAAGAUUCGCUGCGGUAAGACUGGACGAUAA